Messenger RNA from Talaromyces marneffei, 981 nucleotides. RefSeq lists its product as uncharacterized. Lineage: Eukaryota; Fungi; Ascomycota; Eurotiomycetes; Eurotiales; Trichocomaceae. Gene Ontology annotation, biological process: carbohydrate metabolic process. The record is from RefSeq and is a predicted model, not a curated record. The coding region runs from base 1 to 981 and encodes 326 amino acids. Gene Ontology annotation, cellular component: extracellular region. The transcript has a single exon. Gene Ontology annotation, molecular function: chitinase activity.
AUGCCACCUGUGCCUCGCGCUGGAAUUCCCAGCCAGCAGCGCCGCAUAGUGCUUUAUCAUCAAACAAUAGUGCCUCGUGAGCGUGGUUAUGUGCCCAUGUUGCCUUUGGUAGAGAAUUUCACCGGAACAACGCAUAUCAUAUUAGCUGCCUUUCACAUCAACGGUCGGCCGGGCAACAUCACCCUCAAUGAUGACCCGCCGGACAGCCCCAUAUACAAUGAACUGUGGCAGGAGGUGCCCUUAAUACAGCGGAGUGGAAUCAAGGUGAUGGGCAUGCUGGGUGGUGCUGCACCGGGUAGCUUCCAGCGGCUGGAUGGUCUGCAGGAAGAGUUUGAGGCGUACUACGCGCCGUUGCUCGCGAUUAUUCGGCGAUAUGGCCUCGACGGGCUGGAUUUGGAUGUUGAAGAGGCCAUGUCGCUGCGGGGGAUAAUUAGGCUGAUUGAUCGACUCAAGGCUGAUUUGGGUGAAGGGUUUAUCAUCACUCUGGCUCCUGUUGCGACUGCUCUUGUGGAUUUGGGAAAUCUGUCGGGUUUCGACUAUCGUGAACUAGAGCGCAGCAGAGGAUCCAAGAUCAGCUGGUAUAACACACAGUUUUACAAUGGUUGGGGCCAGGCGGAAGAUCCUCGGAUAUAUGCUACUAUUAUUUCUCGCGGAUGGCCGGCCAGCAAAGUCCUCCUGGGACUGUUGACGAAUCCUGGAAAUGGGAGUCAGGGAUGGGUCUCUUCAGAGGAUAUCGGACCUGUGAUUGCAUUCCUGACCCUGCAGUUUCCUGAUUUUGGAGGGGUGAUGGGCUGGGAGUAUUUCAAUUCUUUGCCGGGAGGGUUGGAACAACCAUGGCAAUGGGCCGCUGAGAUGUCGCUCAGUAUGGGGAUGGCACAGGUGUUGUCAACGGCGCAGAUGGUUGCUGGAAUGGGUGCUUUGAGAGAGGGAUUAAUGGGGUUCUUGCAUAACAUUCAGAACCAGAACAGAGGCCAGCAGUGA